UUGUGUGCUUAAGGGUCUAACUGGUUCUCGAAACUGGUUCUGCGAAUUUUUCAGUUGUGUGAAUGGGAUUUUUUAGUUACAUGGUUGCAGGGCAGCCGUGCUGCAAACUUGACAGUGUCUCCCAAAAUUUGUACAUUUUUGACUAGUUUUUCUAAGUUUAGGGCGAUAAGGAGUGGCGAAAAAGUCGUGGUACGAUGUAUAUAAUAGUUCACAAACAUAGCAAAAACCGAGCACGCUGAAUCACAAGGGAAUGAGUGUCGCUGGUAAGUGGAGGUGUCUGGAACGCUUCGUCUAUGGCAGAUCCAGCUAACGCAAACGCUGCUGCCAGCACAAGCCGCCGCAAGCGUGUGCUGCCCCCGCAGCCACGUGCCGAGGCCAAGCGCCUUCGACCACAGGAAGACGACUCGAGACAUAAAACACCGAACGUGGACAACGCAGAGACAAGUCUGGCUAACAACAAACACACAAAAUCAAAAAAUCAGGAGGAAUUCGCAUCAACUUCAAAGCAAAUCAAAAACAAACAAAUCGUUCCUUCAACAUCAAGGACGUCAAGAUCUCAUCCUGAUAUUUUUGAAUUAGAACUACCUGAAGUUACGAGACAAAAGAGAAACAAAAACAGUACCGAGAUCAAUCAUAAACACAACAAUAUUGCGGGUACUUCGAGACAUAGCACUGAACCUUCUUCAAGUUCAUUAGAUAGUUUAAAUUCGGAAGCGAGCACUUCCAAAUCCUCCUCGUCUUCUAAACAUAAGUUAAAGAAAUACAGGAAAAUCUCUAAAUCACCGACUUCUCACAAAACUGAGACUAAAGAACAUCGGGGCGAAAAAUCCGGUUCUUCACGAAGGUUAGAAAAACAUAGGAUUAGGUAUAAGGUGGAAAUUAAAGAUUCUCCAAAGCAGAAAAAUAUCCAUAGUAAACGUUCAGAACGUUAUAGCAGCAAAAGUGACAUAAGUCUAAACAAUAAGAAAUACGAAUCGGAGGAGAACCUCAGUCGUGAGGACAGCAUACAUAAAUAUCCUCUCCGAAGUCGUAGUUUUACCGACCAGAGCUCUCAAAACACCCAUCAAUCAAAGAAGACACCAUCCGAACGAGGAAAACGUGAACUUGUAGCACUGGGGGCGACCAGCAGUCAGCCUAAUACUCGUGAGGAGCAGGAGCCCUCUCGCCUCACGCGAAGCGGAGCAGUGCUGAGGCGCAGCACACGGAAUAGCAAAGCGCACAGCUCAACAACGGGUUCCUGUGCAAGCUCGAGCGGCGCAAGUGGCAGCGGCAGCAGCUCGAGACGAGCAGCGAGGCAGCAUAAGGUGGGGGCGGCCGCUCCGGCUCUCCUUACGGCCCCUGCCACUCACGCUGCCGCAGCCAUGGCCGCCGAUCAACCAGAUUUGCCCAACAAUGGUCUGUCAGCUUCGGAAGAACCGCCGUCGCCGCAAGAGGCUACACAGGCGAUGCCUUCUAGUGGGGGCCCUUCAGGACCUGGAGCUGAUUCGGAGAGCGACGACAGUGAAGUGGGACGUUUACAAGCUCUCUUGGAGGCGAGAGGACUUCCUCCGCAUUUGUUCGGUGCAUUAGGGCCACGAAUGCAACAUUUAUUGCAUAGGAGUAUGGGAUCCAACAGCUCUGUCGCUAGAGCACAAGCACUUUUACCAGGCCUACAAGCUACAGGUGAUGAAGGCCAGCAACUACAAGCCGUAAUAGAAAUGUGUCAAGUGUUGGUGAUGGGUAACGAAGAGAUUCUUACUGGCUUUCCAGUCAAGCCGGUUGUACAGGCAUUGAUUACUUUGCUAGGAAUGGAGCAUAAUUUUGAUAUUAUGAAUCAUGCUUGUCGUGCUUUAACAUACAUGAUGGAAGCACUUCCAAGAUCGUCCGCGAUUGUCGUAGAUGCCGUUCCUGUCUUUCUCGAAAAACUACAAGUUAUACAGUGUAUGGAUGUUGCAGAACAGUCGCUUACUGCGCUUGAUAUGUUGUCACGUCGUCAUUCUAAAGCGAUUUUGCAAGCGCGUGGCGUUUCUGCUUGCUUAAUGUACUUGGACUUUUUCUCUAUUAACGCCCAACGUAACGCACUUUCUAUCACAGCAAACUGUUGCCUAAAUUUAACAUCGGAAGAAUUCCAAUACGUACAAGAAUCUUUGCCCUUAUUAGCAAGUCGUUUAACUCAACAAGAUAAAAAAUGUGUUGAAAGCGUUUGCUUGGCCUUUUCACGCUUGGUUGACAGUUUUCAAUUAGAACCAGCACGUCUUCAAGAAAUCGCCAGUACUGAACUUUUAACCAACUUACAACAACUUCUAGUUGUAACCCCACCUGUAAUAAGCACCGGGACUUUCAUCACAGUUUUAAGAAUGUUAUCAGUCAUGUGUGCCAACUGUCCCGAUUUAGCCUUAACUCUACUCAAGCAAAACAUAGCUGAAACUUUACUUUAUUUACUGACCGGCUCCGCGGAAGUUAAUCAAGAUGAAAUUGAGUUAAUACCAAGACAACCGCAAGAACAAUUCGAAAUCACAGCUCUUAUUGGAGAAUUGAUGCCUAAACUACCAUCUGAUGGUAUUUUCGCCGUCGAUGCGUUACUUGAACGGCCCUCGAAUGUGGCGAAAGACCAACCGGUGUGGCAAUGGAGAGAUGAUCGUGGUUUAUGGCACGCUUAUGGUGCUGUCGACAGUCGCAUAAUCGAAGCGGCACACCUCAACGGCGACGAUGAAGUCAGUUUGAAUACUUUAGGCCGCAUCUAUACGAUCGAUUUUCAUUCCAUGCAACAAAUCAACGAAGAUACUGGAACAUCGAGACCAGUUCAGCGUAGAUUCACACCGACCAGCGCCCAAUCAAGCGGCUCGGAAUCAUCACAUUCGGGAAAUCGUCCGAAUUCGGCAAGUCGUGAUGCUCGUGUUGCGUGUCUUCGCGAGGAACGUGGUCUCGCCGCUGCGUUUAUCCGUUCGUUGUUUUCCGUAUUGUACGAAGUGUACUCGUCGAGUGCCGGACCGGCGGUUAGAUGUAAGUGUUUGAAAGCCUUAUUAAGGAUGGUGUAUUAUGCCAGUCCUGAACUGUUGAAAGACGUUUUGAAAAAUCAAGUUGUGAGUAGUCAUAUCGCCGGUAUGAUGGCGUCUAGUGAUUUAAGAAUUGUUGUUGGUGCCUUGCAAAUGGCUGAAAUUCUUAUGAAUAAGUUACCUGAAGAAUUCGGGGUGCACUUUAGAAGAGAGGGGGUUAUACAUCAGAUUAAUCGACUUGCAGACCCUGAGAUUCCAUUAGGCGUUAGUCCCCCCAAAUCAAGUUACAGUUCAGCUUCAUUUUCUUCAACUUUGAACGAACCUAGCACUUCUCAACCUUCGAGCAGUUCCAGUCAUAUCGCGAAUGGUUCAGCGACCAGUUCCCACUUAGGCACUCCCUUGUCCUCUGCAAUGUACACUUCGACUCCAGACACCCAACGUGUUCAAGAAUCCGAAACUCGUUCACCUAGUCCCUCACACGUACGAUUAAGUGACGUAUUGAAACGUAAACGAGUACCGAAAAGAUCGGGAGUGUCAAGUCGUUCUAAAACACGUCAUGAAGAUCUUCCUAUAUCACCUUCUUUAAUGCAAGAUUUGUUCACAAAGGCUGCAUCUUUGGGCAAUUCCACACCAAGUAAUUCAUCAAGACCUCGAUAUUCAGGUUCGAGUUCGAAAACUAGUUUUCUUCAAAGUUUGAAUCCGGCGAGAUGGGGAAGAACUAUGAAUUCUUCGCAUGAUCGAAAUUACAGUAAAGAUGCCUUGAAUAGUCUGACCAAGUCGGCUUCGAAUUCGCAUAUCACGGCGGGGAAUAGAGAAAAGACAAGGACUUGGGUCCGCGAACAGGCUUCUAAAUUCAUUGAAACUUAUUCUGCGAAUGAAGAAGACCAUCAUCCGGCCACAAACGUGAUCACUAGAUUGAAAUCGGCGAUUGAAAAGUUGCACACUGUUAGAUGUGCCGAAGCUCUUAGAGAAUUGCGAGAAAUUUUAAUAGAUUCCGAUGUUUCUCCCUUUGAAGUAAAUUACUCCGGAUUGAUUAAAUCCCUAUUGGUGUAUUUGGCCGACGUGGAGGGUCCUUUCGAUCGCGAUCAGAGAUUGAGGAUCAUGUUGAACGUAUUUGCCGGUUGUCCCUUGGAAGCAAAUGUAACUGAAAUUAGCGAAUUAAAUUCGACUUGGAUGAGUGCGCUUGUAGCGAAACUGAACGGCUGCGUCUCACAAUUAGAACAGUUUCCUGUAAAAGUUCACGAUUUGCCUGCGACUUCGGGUGCUGGAAGGGGUGGAACUAGUGCUCUUAAAUUUUUCAAUACACACCAGUUAAAGUGCAAUUUACAAAGGCAUCCAGAUUGUACAAAUUUGAAGCAGUGGAAAGGCGGUACGGUCAAAAUUGAUCCUCUUGCAUUAGUGCAAGCAAUCGAACGUUAUUUGGUCGUUCGUGGGUACGGUCGUUUGCGUGAUAAAGACAGUGCCGAUAGUGACGAUGGUGAUUCCGAUGAUGAUAUCGAUGAUACGUUGGCGGGAGUUGUCAUAUCGCAAUCUGGAGCUAGACAUAAGUUACAAUUUUUAAUAGGCAACAAUGUUUUACCUUACAAUAUGACGGUGUAUCAGGCUGUACGUCAGUUUAGUAAUAAUGGCAAUGACCAAAGUGAAACAGAUACAGACAACGAAACUCCUUUAGGAAACGUUGGUAUUUGGGUCCAAACACACGUAAUUUAUUAUCGACCAUUAAAAGAAGAUAGUUCGUCGUCUAGUAAACCCAGUUCGUCUAGUGGAACUUCUUCGAGUCACUCCAGUAGGAAAGGGAAGGGGUCUUCGAGUAAGAGUACUUCUAGGCGUAAAGGAGACGACCUAUGGAACGAAGGAAUAACGCCUCUUGUGCACUCGCCUUUGUCUCCGUUUUUAACGACCCAACUCCCUGAAUCAGUGACAAUUCAAGACGCCUCAUUGGAAGUGCUAUGCCUUCUGCGUAUCUUGAACGCUCUCAAUCUCUAUUGGAGCACUCUAUACCCCGCCAUAGAAUACCGACCGAUCAUCUCACUGUCGGAAUUUCUCAAUAGUAAAAUAGCGGCAAAAGCAAGCCGUCAACUUCAAGAUCCCUUAGUUAUAAUGACCGGUAAUCUCCCCAACUGGCUUCAGCAGAUCGCUUCAGUUUGUCCUUUCCUAUUUCCAUUCGAAACACGCCAACUAUUAUUCUAUGCCACUUCGUUUGACCGAGACCGGGCUCUUCAACGCCUCCUAGACAUGUCACCGGAAUUGAGUUCCAGUGAUUCGCAAGAACGCGUCACUCCACGAUUGGAUCGAAGAAAACGCACCAUUUCUCGAGUCGAUAUUUUGAAACAAGCCGAACAAGUGAUGCAGGAUUUGGCGUCGUCGAAAGCACUCUUGGAAGUACAAUACGAAAACGAAGUUGGUACGGGAUUAGGUCCCACGUUGGAGUUUUAUGCUCUUGUAUCGAAAGAGUUACAAAAGAGUAAUUUGGAGUUGUGGAAUGCACCAGAUUCGCAUAGCAGUGAGUAUGUGAAUUGCCCAGCGGGGUUGUUCCCCUCUCCGUUGCCAAGAGGGGCGAAAGUUGGACAGAUUACGAAGGUUAAGAGCAAGUUUCGGUUUUUGGGCAAAUUCAUGGCUAAGGCUGUUAUGGAUUCUAGAAUGUUGGAUCUUCCGUUUUCGUUGUCGUUUUAUCGAUGGCUGUUGGGACAAGAACAUUGUUUGAUUCUUGCCGAUCUUAAAUAUGUAGCACCCGAUAUUUACAAGAAUUUGAAAAAGAUGUACGAUGUUGUAAGACAACGGGAUGCCAUAUUACAUGAUCCCAAUUUGACAGCAGAACAGAAGGAAGAAGAGGUCGAAAAACUGGAAUUUGACGGCUGCCCAAUCAGCGAACUCGGCCUAGACUUUGUUCUUCCUGGCCACAAUGUCGAGUUGAUAAAGAACGGAAAAACAACUCACGUCACAAUCCACAAUUUGCACCUUUACAUAAAAUUGGUAACACACUGGAUGCUGGUCGAGGGUGUUAACCGCCAGAUGGAGUCAUUGCGUGAAGGAUUCGAGUCUGUUUUUCCUUUGCAAAACCUGCGUGUGUUCCAACCUGAAGAAUUGGAGGCGGUGUUUUGCGGCAGUCCUCGCAAUUCGAUCUCCGGUUGGGACAUCAAGACGUUGAUGGAGUGUUGCAAACCGGAUCAUGGCUACACACCCGAUUCCAGAGCGAUCAGGUUCCUGUUUGAAGUAUUGAGUUCUUACGACCGAGAGGAGCAGAGGAUGUUUGUACAGUUCUUGACCGGAAGUCCGCGUCUGCCGGUCGGAGGGUUUAAGGCACUGUCGCCGCCACUAACUGUGGUUCGGAAAACUUUGGAACCCAACAUGAACCCUGAUGAUUUUCUCCCGUCUGUGAUGACUUGUGUUAACUACCUCAAAUUACCUGACUAUACAAGCAUCGAAGUGAUGCGAAUGAAACUUCACUUGGCUGCCUCUGAAGGACAGCAUUCUUUCUAUUUAUCAUAAAAACUGUAAGAGGUGUUUGAUAAAAUCGUGAACUCUACUAGUGUAUUUUAUACAUAUUAAAAAAAUAGUCAGCAAAAGUUCGAAUACUUGAUAUUAUAUUUCAUGAGAUGCAGCCCCCACUGUGGGUCAAGGUGCCCUAGCUACAUGUUUAGUUAUUUAUAUCUUAUUGCUGUUUCUUUCGUGAUAUUAAAAAAGUUGUUUACUUUGGUAAUCAAUGUGUUUUUGUUAUGUUAAUCGAUAUUUUAAGUUUAGUUGAUUUAGAAUUUUGAGUGAUUAUUUACUUAGGCACCUAUAGUUAGCAGUGAAGUGUGCUUGGUGUUUUAUGUUUUGUUUUUCUCUUCAAGAUACAGGGGGCAACGACUGAGUGUGCAAUGAACACGAGUGUAGUUCUAAGGUGUCACAACGAACAGUUGAAGUACUAAUUAAGGUCUAUUUGCCAAAUGUAUAGUUUACCGUUCUCACUCUUGAAGUGAUCAGUUAUUAACAAAAGGUAGUUUUAAUUUACAAAUAUGUUUCAAUAAAAUUUGUAUACAUAACCACAA
Tribolium madens (black flour beetle) is the source of this 7006-nucleotide messenger RNA. RefSeq names its product E3 ubiquitin-protein ligase TRIP12 (gene ctrip). Bases 294 to 6464 code for a protein of 2056 amino acids. The record is from RefSeq and is a predicted model, not a curated record. Gene Ontology annotation, biological process: regulation of double-strand break repair; protein polyubiquitination; proteasome-mediated ubiquitin-dependent protein catabolic process. Gene Ontology annotation, molecular function: zinc ion binding; ubiquitin protein ligase activity. The transcript is spliced from 17 exons. NCBI's taxonomy places the organism in Eukaryota, Metazoa, Arthropoda, Insecta, Coleoptera, Tenebrionidae. Gene Ontology annotation, cellular component: nuclear speck.